UGGCUGUCCUUUUUACACACCACACUCCCUACAAACCACACCAACUCUCUCUUUUUAUAGCUUCUCUUUCUCUUUCUCUUUCUCUUUCUCUCACAAUGGCAACCCUGCAUUCUCUUGCUUUGACCUCUCCAGUCUCACACCAUUUGCUGCAGCCACGCUCUUCCUCAGGCAUAGUAUCUUGGGCUGCUGUCCAUAGAAGUGCAAAGUCAUUAUUCAAUGGCCUACCUCUUCACUUGCCUCGUCUGAGGGUAGCUCCGCUAAGACAGAACUCCCAUGGAUCCAUUAUAAUGAUGGUCAAACCAGCAAUUCAGUUCAUCCAAGGAACUGAUGAACAGACAGUACCAGAUGUGAGGCUAACCAAGUCCAGAGAUGGCACAAAUGGUAUGGCUAUCUUCAGGUUUGAUCAGCCCUCAGUUUUUGAUUCAUCCGGUGAAGUUGGUGAUAUCACUGGUUUUUACAUGAUUGAUGAGGAAGGGGUUCUUCAGUCAGUUGAUGUAAAUGCCAAAUUUGUCAACGGAAAGCCUGCAGGAAUUGAAGCUAAGUAUGUGAUGCGGACUCCUCGAGAUUGGGACAGAUUCAUGAGAUUCAUGGAGAGAUACUCCAAUGCGAAUGGCUUGCAAUUCAUAAAAAAAUGAGUCAAUAUUUGUCUCUUGUUUUGCCCUUUCAUCUGUCAUGUUGGAUUUUUGUAAUUUAGUCAAGUGAAACUUUGGAAGACUUGGUUCAUGUGAAUAUGACAUACCACAUGCUCCUUCUCAUUCAAUGAAUGUGGCAAUGUUUAAUUCA
Molecule: messenger RNA, 783 nt
Organism: Quercus robur (English oak)
Lineage: Eukaryota; Viridiplantae; Streptophyta; Magnoliopsida; Fagales; Fagaceae
Product: photosystem II reaction center PSB28 protein, chloroplastic
Exons: 2
Coding region: 96-635 (179 amino acids)
Biological process (GO): photosynthesis
Cellular component (GO): chloroplast thylakoid membrane; photosystem II; photosystem II oxygen evolving complex
Source: RefSeq, a predicted model, not a curated record